CGCGCAAUGUGAGCGCGGCUCCCCCGCACCCUCGCAGAGCCCAGCCCGGGCGGCGGCGGCAGGACGGGGCGGGCAGUGGAGCCAGGCGCGCACAACCGCCAGCGUCGCGGAAGCCGAGCGCGGGCGCCGCCCACUUCCGGUUCGGCGCGCCUUCCCGCGCGGCCGCGGUCCGCACUUUCAGCGCGACUGUGCGUCAGGCACUUCCGUCUGCCGCCCCUGCAUUUCCUUCACCGUCUCCUCAGUCUAGCCCGGGCCGAAUACAGAAAUUUAGAAAUUGGAGACGGCGUGGGUGUAGAAAGAAGGGGCAGGCAGGGCCCCGGCGAAAGUGCAGGGCGGGAUCACCGCGCGCACUUCCCUCCUCGGACGGAAGUCGCCGCGUCCGAAUGGGUCCCGGGGCGGGGCGCUGCAGCUUCGGCGCCUCCGUUUGACCCUGGGCCGCCGCUGGGUCCGGUUCUGUCAGCUGCCGGGCCGCCAGGUUCAUGUGGAGGUUCUCAGGCGUCCGCGCCGCGCUUCGAGUGCUCCGGGCCGCGGGGGAACAGCGCAGCCUGGCCGAGGCUGCGGCCGAAGGGGCGGCCGGCGCGAUGGAGCGAGCCGUGGUGCGCUGCGUGCCGUCCGAGCCCAAGCUGAGCCUGUCGUUUGCGCUGGCCGACGGCAGCCACAAGAACAUGCAGCGCGAUCAGAGCGAGCCGCUGGGGCGGGCCCUGAGCCGGAUCGCGACCAACGCCCUCAAGGGCCACGCCAAGGCGGCCGCGGCUAAAAAGAGCAGGAAGAACCGGCCGAACGCGAGCGGCGGCGCGGACGCGGCGGCGCCGGGACCCGAGCCGGCGGCCGCCCCUGAGCCGGUGGUGAAGCUGUACUACCGCGAGGAGGCGGUGGCCGAGGAUGUGCUCAACGUGGACGCCUGGCAGGACGGCGCGGUGCUGCAGAUCGGCGACGUCAAGUACAAGGUGGAGCGCAACCCGCCCGCCGUCACCGAGCUGCAGCUGCCGCGCUACAUCAUGGCGGGCUUCCCGGUGUGCCCCAAGCUCAGCCUCGAGUUCGGGGACCCCGCGGGCUGUCUCUUCCGCUGGUACAGGGAGGCCAGGCCCGCGGCGGCCGAGCCCGAGGCCGGGGGCGCCUCCUCCGCGCCGCCCCCUCCGCCGCCCGCCGCCUGGAGCGACACGGGCGUGCGGGGGCGCGUCUACACCCCGUCCAACGCCGACGUCGGGCUGCGGCUGCGGCUGCACUGCACGCCGGGCAACGGGCAGCGCCUCGGGCCGAGCCGCGAGCUGGAAAGCGUGCGGCCGGUGGAGGCCGGGCCCGGCAGCUGCACGUUUGACCACCGCCAUCUGUACACCAAGAAGGUGGCGGAGGACGCGCUCGUCCGCACGGUCUCCUACAACCUCCUGGCGGACGCGUACGCGCAGACCGAGUUCUCCAGGACCGUGCUGUACCCGUACUGCGCGCCCUACGCGCUGGAGGUGGACUACCGCCAGAACCUCAUCCAGAAGGAGCUCGCGGGCUACAACGCCGACGUCGUGUGCCUGCAGGAGGUGGACCGCGCCGUGUUCUCGGACAGCCUGGUGCCCACGCUGGAGGCCUUCGGGCUGGACGGCGUGUUCCGGAUCAAGCAGCACGAGGGCCUGGCCACUUUCUACCGGAGGUCCAAGUUCAGCCUCGUGGGCCAGCAUGACGUUUCCUUUCAGGAGGCCCUGGAGUCCGACCCGCUGCACAGAGAACUGCUGGAGAAGCUCGUUUCGUAUCCGCUGGCGCAGGAGAAGGUGCUGCAGAGGUCUUCGGUCCUGCAGGUUUCAGUUCUCCAGUCUACAAAGGACGCUUCUAAAAAAAUCUGUGUUGCUAAUACGCAUCUCUACUGGCAUCCCAAAGGUGGGUACAUUCGUCUCAUUCAGAUGGCCGUAGCCUUGGCUCACAUAAGACAUGUCUCAUGUGAUCUGUACCCUGGCAUUCCUGUUAUAUUUUGUGGAGACUUCAAUAGUACGCCAUCAACAGGAAUGUAUGAGUUUGUCAUAAAUGGCAGCAUUGCAGAGGACCACGAAGAUUGGGCUUCCAACGGGGAAGAGGAAAGAUGCAACAUGUCUCUCAAGCAUUUCUUCAAACUGAGAAGUGCUUGUGGUGAACCUGCUUACACAAAUUACGUUGGUGGCUUUCAUGGGUGUCUAGAUUACAUUUUCAUUGACUCAAAUGCUUUAGAGGUUGAACAGGUGAUUCCGUUACCUAGUCAUGAAGAAGUUACCACCCACCAGGCCUUACCUAGUGUUUCCCAUCCCUCUGAUCACAUAGCUCUUGUAUGUGAUUUAAAAUGGAAAUAGAUUUGUUUAAUGGCAUUUGUUCAAAAUCUGAAAAGGAAAUUACUUUGUAGGAAACUUAAUGUAACGCCUAAAGAGAACAUCUAGCCACUAAUAUAAAAGCUUACGUCGUUCCCUAGUAAUGUUCCAGAUGUCUUUGUCACAAACUAUUCAUCAUGUUUGCAUUGUAUAGUUUCUCUACCUUUUUUCCAUAAACUUGGAGGAAAAACAAAUAUAUUUAUGACUAGCAAGAAGAAAAUUGAAUUGUGUACAUUUUUAGCAGAGUUUUUUUUAAGCUGGUAAUUAAGAAUUUUUAAAAUACCCUUUGAAUGAUCUUUCAUAACACAUUUCAAAUUGAAUCAUGUUUCUAUAAUUAGGGGGAAGGAAAUGCAUACGAGUUAAGGUGGGAGACAAGUUCUGACACUUGGAAUAACUGGAGGGUCUACCUCUACCUCAAUUUGGUUAGCAAUUUACUACAUCUGUAGAGCUUUAACAAAAGAUUAAAAUACAGCAUCACCGAUC
Chinchilla lanigera (long-tailed chinchilla) is the source of this 2807-nucleotide messenger RNA. RefSeq names its product phosphodiesterase 12 (gene Pde12). The coding region runs from base 480 to 2309 and encodes 609 amino acids. Gene Ontology annotation, biological process: nuclear-transcribed mRNA catabolic process, deadenylation-dependent decay. Gene Ontology annotation, cellular component: mitochondrion. The transcript is spliced from 3 exons. Gene Ontology annotation, molecular function: 3'-5'-RNA exonuclease activity. NCBI's taxonomy places the organism in Eukaryota, Metazoa, Chordata, Mammalia, Rodentia, Chinchillidae. The record is from RefSeq and is a predicted model, not a curated record.